Molecule: messenger RNA, 1299 nt
Organism: Emys orbicularis (European pond turtle)
Lineage: Eukaryota; Metazoa; Chordata; Testudines; Emydidae
Gene: DLK2
Product: delta like non-canonical Notch ligand 2
Exons: 6
Coding region: 1-1299 (432 amino acids)
Molecular function (GO): calcium ion binding
Source: RefSeq, a predicted model, not a curated record
AUGCCCCUGAUGUCCAGCUGCCUCCAAGGAGCAGGCUCCAGACAGCAAAAGAAAGGGAAGCAGGUCCAGCUGGUUUUGACAGGUGUUCAUCUCGGUGGGGCCACAUUGACCAUGCUUAGAAGUUUCUGUCUUCAGCUCAUGUCCUUGGUUUGGAUCCUCUUGGCCCAUCACCAUCUUGCCCAAGGUGAUGACUGCAGUGAGCGCUGUAACCUAGCCCACGGCUGCUGUGACCAGGACGGCAAGUGCAGGUGUGACCCAGGCUGGGAAGGAAAGUACUGCGAGCAGUGUGUGCGGAUGCCAGGCUGUCUCCAUGGUACAUGCCAUCAGCCUUGGCAAUGCAUCUGUGACAAUGGCUGGGCUGGCAAGUUCUGUGACAAAGACAUACACAUCUGUGAACACGAGCUCCCCUGCCAGAACGGGGCCGAGUGUGUCUACGACGGGGACGGGGAGUAUUCCUGCCUGUGUCCUGAGGGCUUCCAUGGGAAGGACUGUGAGCGGAAGACAGGGCCAUGUGAGAAGGCAGGGUUUCCAUGCAGGAAUGGUGGCCAGUGCCAGGACGAGAACGGCUUUGCUAGGAACUUCACCUGCAGGUGCCUGGCUGGCUUUGUUGGUGCCCUCUGUGAGAACGAUGUAGAUGACUGCCUGAUGCGUCCCUGUGCCAACGGUGCCUCCUGCCAUGAUGGUAUCAACCGCUUUUCCUGCCUGUGCCAGGUGGGCUUCGAAGGCCGUUUCUGCACCAUCAACAUUGACGACUGUGCCAGCCGCCCGUGCAAAAAUGGGGCAAAGUGUUAUGAUCGCAUCAAUGAUUUUGACUGCUUGUGUCCCGACGGUUUUACUGGCAAAACGUGUGAGGUCUCCACUCCGGAACCGACCUGGGUCACCUUCUACCUUCCUGAUGACAGGGAGAACAGUGCUGUGAAAAGCACAACCAGCGAGCAUCUCCGAGUUACGCAGCCCGAGCCAGUCAGGACUGUGGUUACUGGGAGGCGGGUUGCCAACCACAGCGAGAAAGCCAGUGGGGGAGGGCUGUUGAAAAUUUCUGUGAAAGAGGUGGUGACCCAGCGGGACGCAGGGCUGAGUGAGUCUCAGCUGGUGACCGUGCUGGUGUUUGGGAUACUCACAGCUGCGCUGGUCCUGGUGACCAUACUGUUAAUGCUGCGGAACCGGCAGAGAGGGCGUCGGAGGUCAAACUGGUGCCAAAGCCCCUCACAGGCUGCAAGGAAGCUCCAGGAACAAGAAUGUCAAGUGGGCAUGUUAAAUACAGUCAUGGUAGAGCCCAGGAAGACAACAGAACUGUGA